Penicillium lagena is the source of this 1044-nucleotide messenger RNA. Its product is annotated as NAD(P)H-dependent flavin oxidoreductase. Bases 1 to 1044 code for a protein of 347 amino acids. The record is from RefSeq and is a predicted model, not a curated record. The transcript has a single exon. Gene Ontology annotation, molecular function: nitronate monooxygenase activity. NCBI's taxonomy places the organism in Eukaryota, Fungi, Ascomycota, Eurotiomycetes, Eurotiales, Aspergillaceae.
AUGUCCCUCCACACCCCACUCUGCACCCUCCUUAAAAUCCAGCACCCGGUCCUCCUCGCCGGGAUGGCCCGCGCCUCGGGCGCCCCAUUAGCCGCCGCAGUCUCCAACGCCGGCGGACUCGGCACAGUCGGCGGACUGGGGUAUACACCGAAGCAGCUAUCAGAGAUGCUGACAGAGCUGAAAUCACUCCUCCGCGACCCCAACCUCCCCUUCGGCGUGGACCUAGCCCUCCCACAAGUUGGGAACGGCGCGCGCGCCACAAACCACGAUUACACGCACGGACAGCUAGACGAGCUGGUCGAGGUGGCAAUCUCGCAUGGUGCGAAGCUAUUCGUUUCUGCCGUGGGCGUUCCGCCCGAGAAGACGAUUAAGCAGCUACAUGGUGCGGGCAUCCUGGUUAUGAAUAUGGUGGGUGCGCCGAAGCAUGCGGAGAAGGCGUUCCAGCGGGGCGUGGAUAUCGUUUGUGCGCAGGGUGGUGAGGGUGGUGGGCACACGGGCGAUAUUCCGUUCUCGGUGCUUGUUCCUGCAGUUGUGGAUGUGGCGCGCAAGUAUCGCAGUCCCUUGACGGGGCAGCCGGCGCUGGUGGUUGCGGCGGGUGGAGUGAAUGAUGGGCGCAGCUUGGCAGCGUCGUUGAUGCUGGGUGCUGCGGGUGUUUGGGUUGGGACGCGGUUUGUGGCCUCGGAGGAGAGCGGCGCGAGUCGCAUGCAUAAGGAGGCUGUUGUGGGCGCCCAGUAUGGUGAGACGAAGCGCACGCUGGUGAUCUCGGGGCGGCCGCUGCGGAUGUUGCCUAAUGACUAUAUCAAGGGGUGGGAGAGUCGGCCGGCGGAGAUUGCGGAGUUGACGGCGAAGGGGGUUGUCCCGAUGAUGAACGAUCUGGAGAACGAGAAGGAUGUUGAUAUGCCCUUCCUCAUGGGUGAUGUGUCCGCGAGCGUCAAGGCGAUCAAGCCGGCGGGUGUGAUUGUGAGGGAGAUGGUCCAGGAGGCCGUGGACAUGCUCAAGGUUGGUGGCUCGUACAUCGCGGCGAAUGGCCAGGCGAAGCUAUAA